ACAAAUUUGCAAAUUCGCAAUCUCGCGGUGGUGAAAUUUUGCAGGCUUCGGCGCCAUUUGCAGCUUGGGGAUAUCCGAACCAAAGAAACUUUCACUCAAAAUGACAAAUUUGCAGAGUCGAGUCGAAAAGCUUGACGCAGCGGUUUAAUGGCGACUGUGCAUAGAAACAGGAAAAGGGUCUGCGCCUUUCGCCGUGCUCCCGAUGGUAGCGCUUUUGACAAGUGUUUCAAUGUUUGUACAUUUCAGUGAGGGCUGUGGGAGAUCGGUGGCUAUUGCGUUGGCUGACAUGCACGAAUGUGAACCGAAGAAGGGCGUAAAGAGGUUUAGGGGAACAAAUGUGAACCAGCUAUUGAAUAAAUGUUCUGAAGAUGUGAACCAACAUGUGGCGAUUACAAUCUCUGAAGAUGGGAGCCAACAUGUGACGAAUACAAGUUCUGGAGAUGUGAACCAACAUGCCAUGAAUAGAAGUUCUGAAGAUGUGAACCAACAUGCGACAGAUAAACGUUUUGAGAACCAACCAGUAUCACCUUUCCGCUUGUUUAUCGAGAGCUUUUUCAAGACCUGCAAUGGUGGAAAUAUGAUUGAAAUUGAUAGGAAAGGGUUUGAGAUCUGGAAAAACAUGUCCAAGGAGGAAAGGAAACCGUAUGUUCUUCAAGCUGCAAAACUAGAAUCUGCAUACCAACAAGCUUUGGAUAAAGAGGCUAAUGAUAUGAUACAGGUGGAUGAUGAGGCUGAUUCAGCGAUGGUUGGGAAGAUUGAUAAGUUUUACCAGUUCUGUUGUGACGAACCAUCAGAUUACUCCGAAUACUACUCAGAAGACUCAGAUGUCUGCUUUACAUUGGAGGAAUAAGGGAUCAUGGAUUUUCGAGGAGAUAUCUCAGUAAACUCGGAGACAACAUUUUACGUUAAACAUUCUGUGUAUUGGGACCAUCAUCAAAUAUGCACAGUUGGAAAGUUCAGCUGCAGGAAGUUUCUCAAAAGCGAGUCUGUUGGUUAUUGUACAGUUACAGUCAACAAUUUCUACUUCUCUUUUCUUUCCAGCGAGGAGCUAGCUUUUACAUUUUGAAGCUGGAGGAGUUUUUGUUUUGAGGCUCCUUGCAGACAUGUGAAUGUGAUCUUGGAAUGAGAAGAUGCUGAUUAACACAGGAGUUUUAUGUUUUGGUGAGAUGUUCCUCCAGCGUUAUUUUGUUUGUCAGUGUAGAGAUUGCGUUUUGCUAUAGAAUUACAUCUUUUAUGGAAACUGGUCAACUGACUGAUAUUCUAUGUGAAAGCGAUGCAUAAUACUUGGCUUCA
Messenger RNA from Neltuma alba, 1293 nucleotides. Its product is annotated as high mobility group B protein 7-like. The record is from RefSeq and is a predicted model, not a curated record. Gene Ontology annotation, cellular component: nucleus. The transcript has 7 exons. Lineage: Eukaryota; Viridiplantae; Streptophyta; Magnoliopsida; Fabales; Fabaceae. The coding region runs from base 203 to 850 and encodes 215 amino acids. Gene Ontology annotation, biological process: polar nucleus fusion. Gene Ontology annotation, molecular function: DNA binding.